AACGGCCUCUUGUCUUCGGAAUUGCGAUUUAUUUAGAAUGAUGGAAGAGAGUUGUGAGCUGCGAUGAACAUCAUUGGAUAAUCGCUUCACACUUAUCCUUCCUUUCCGAUUUGGACGCCGAAACGAACUAUCGAAGCCACUUAAAAAUUAUUCUCAGAUCGCUUCGAUGGUCGAUCACUACAACAAGUUGGUUAAACUAGCUGCGAGGGCUUUUUAUGAUGAUCUAACGAGUAAAGGAGAGAAUCAACCUAAAUCGGGAAGGAGUGAUAACAGAGGAAUCGCUGUAGUGAUCCUCGAUGCCCUCACAAGGCGACAAUGGGUCAGAGAAGAAGAUUUGGCAAAAGAUCUCAAAUUACACACAAAACAACUUCGCCGAACUCUGCGGUUUUUUGAAGAGGAGAAGAUCAUUACUAGAGAAUAUAGAAGAGAGACAGCAAAAGGAGCCAAAUUGUAUAGUGCUGCUACAGCUGCUACAGUUGAUGCUCAACUGACUGGAAAAGAGGGAGAAGAGAAGGUCAAGUUACACACACACUCUUACUGUUGUCUAGAUUAUGCACAGAUAUAUGAUGUGGUUAGGUACAGAAUCCAUCGCAUGAAGAAGCUGCUGAAAGAUGAAUUGGACAACAAGAACACAAUUGAAGAAUAUAUCUGUACAAAGUGUGGAAAAAGAUACAAUGCUCUGGAUGCAUUGCGGCUAGUAUCUUUUGAAGAUGACGACUUCCAUUGUGAAAGUUGUAAUGGAAAACUUGAGGUAGAAAGUGACAAGUUUGUUGUUCAAGAAGCGGCUGAUGGAGAUGAUAAUGCAAGAAGAAGACGACAUGAAAAGUUAAAAGACAUGCUUCAAAAGAUGGAGGUUCUGUCAUGAUUUUACAAUGUUGUUUCUUCUAUUUUGGGCUUCUUAUUAUGAAUCCUUUUGUUUUAAAAUUGAUUACUUGAUUAUGGUUUUCACAACCAUUUGCUAGAAUUGAUUAAUUUCCUAUCAUUAGGUCUCACAGCGUAAAGGUAUUGAUUUAUGAAUAAAAAUUGCUGUGAGGUUAACAUAGUCUUGUUUUAUUUGUUCAAUUAUCUGUUUGUUCCCAACACAAUCCUGGGGCGACAACUUCAUUUCACUGUCUAAAAUUCUUUAGGACCUCUAUGCUAUCCCUACAGUCACGUUAGCAAAAAUGCACUUUCUAGUCUCCCUUGCCCUAAAAUGUUUGUGUUUAUGGCUCAGUUUAUCACACAAGAGUACCAUUCGUAUUGAUGGUGGCAAAAACCACAAUUUUGUGCAGACAUAUGCAGCAAAGUUCCUUGGCUUCCUACCUCAUCUAACCAAUGCCCUUUGCAUCAUUGUUGGCAAUGGCUCUAUCCUCAUGUUUGUCCACAAGUCUUACUCACCAUCCAAGGCCAAGUUUUUUCUGUUGAGUUCUCCAUCCACAUGUUUGUCCACAAAUCUUUACUCACCAUCUGGGAACAAACAUUAGUUUGGGCGCGUAAUGGCUCAUGAAUCUUGGACCCAUACAUAACAAGAACUAUGAUACCCUAACAAUGCAAUUCCAAUGUAUAAGCCAACAUGUGGUGUUCUAAAAUUGUCAUUAAUGGACCCAAAAAGUUAUCGACCUAUCAAUUUGGAGGUUCCAUUUAAAAAACAUGUACUACUUAAACAUUAUUCCAGUUAGCCUUAUUGCAUGACCCACACUUGAACCUACUUACUAAAUGAUGUUGCUAAUCAUCCUAUUGUGGAACCUAUGGCUAUACUUGACUACAAAGGAGAUAAUGUUCUCACUCCAAAUGGCUAUAAUUGCUAAUUAUCCAAAUGGGACAAUGUUCCUAGUGUAAUGAGUAGGGCUUGUGCCCU
Messenger RNA from Vigna umbellata (rice bean), 1837 nucleotides. RefSeq lists its product as uncharacterized. Lineage: Eukaryota; Viridiplantae; Streptophyta; Magnoliopsida; Fabales; Fabaceae. Gene Ontology annotation, cellular component: transcription factor TFIIE complex. The record is from RefSeq and is a predicted model, not a curated record. Gene Ontology annotation, biological process: transcription initiation at RNA polymerase II promoter.